Molecule: messenger RNA, 2358 nt
Organism: Cavenderia fasciculata
Lineage: Eukaryota; Evosea; Eumycetozoa; Acytosteliales; Cavenderiaceae
Product: myb domain-containing protein
Exons: 3
Coding region: 1-2358 (785 amino acids)
Source: RefSeq, a predicted model, not a curated record
AUGGAUAUGGACUCUAAUAAUGUUGAAGGGUCAUUCUUAAAUCCGAUCAAGUUUCAAAGCUAUGCUGGCAAUGGUGCAAGCGGAUAUGAGGAUGAUCCAUCAAUGUCAAUGCUGAAUGAUCAUUCUACGUCAUCAUCAUCAUCUGCUACCAUUACUCCAACGACAAUAUCCACUAGCACAUUUACAUCGCCAAUGGAUCACCAAGAGACACUCAUGUUACAAUAUCAGCAACAACAGCAACAACAACAACAACAACAACAACAAUAUGGACAGUUCCAACAACAACAACAACAACAACAACAACAACAACAACAACAACAACAACAACAACAACAACAACAACAACAAUGGCAAUCCCAAUCAUUUAAUCAGCCAAACUCGUACAAUAACAACACCAACAACAACAAUAACAAUAAUUAUAGUAAUAAUAGUCAAGACACUUUAAAUAAUAAUAAUAAUAAUAGUGUCAGUAUCAACCAUUUAAAUGGAAAUAGUUCAAUGGAUUAUAAUAAUAAUAGUAAUAGUAAUAGUAGUAAUAAUAACCAUACUGCUGCUGCUACCUUUAAUCUAUAUCAACAACACAAACAACAACUACAACAACAACAACAACAACAAACCAAUAUGUAUACAACAAAUCAAACUACUUACAACAAUCAAAAUGUAAUGAGUAAUCUUCAAUACAUCUACACCCAACAUCUGUUACAACAACAACAACAAAUGCAACAAUUACAACAAAUGCAACAACAACAACAACAACAACAACAACAAGUAUCAUCAAAUGAUCAAUAUCAAUAUUCAAUGGAUUCAAACAAAUCAAAUGACUAUUUAAAUAUGAGUGGUUUCCAAAAUAACAAUGAUAACAAUAAUAAUAACAGUACUAACAACAAUAAUACAAAUGGAAUUGAAUUGGAUGAUAAAACAACAACAAUACUACGUAACAAUAACAAUAAUAACUAUUCCUCAAUUUAUGGAAAUGGAAGUGGAUAUAAUUCAUCCACUAACAACAUAAUAUCAAUCAAUCAAUCUCCAACACAACAAUACUAUUCACCUCCCAAUUCCCCACCGGCCCAAAUGCUCACGGGAAACACUACAACAUCUGGAUCUGACUCAAUGUCUACCACCACCAACCUGUAUACAACAAACCAAACUAAACACUCAUCUUCAUUACCACAUAUUGAUCCUGAAGUCAAAAGAUACAUCACACAUGCUGUACAAAACUAUUCAAACAACCUAUCAUCAUCAUCAACAACAUCAUUAUCAUCAUCGCCAUCACCUCAAUUUUCCAUCAUCAUGUCACUUGGUGCAAACACCACUCUCAAACAAGAGAUUGCCUUGUCGCUGGCUGAACUCUCCAACGACUCGUCGACCAACUACUCGAUGCCCGAGUACGACCUGCCAGUCAGCCAGUCAUCAUUUACCAAGAAGCUCGUCAACUUUUCGCUCUUUAGAAUGAUGAUGCUUCCUGAUGCCGUCAACACCAACGUUCCCAUCCCACCAAUACUCGCGACAACAACAACAACAACAUCGGCUCCCACCACUACACUCAAUACUCCCAUGGCCGGCUCCAUCCCAGGAGCUCCCUUUAUGUCACCGUCAUUAGGUAGUAGCCAUGGUGGUGUGCCACCCAGUCCCACCAUCCCCAACCACCACCACCAUAACCACAGUGUCAUGGGUAUUCCACCUCCAAUGCCAUUCGAGCCAUUGUCCUUGUCGGGUGGAUCCACCUAUGAUUCACUCGACCAUGACAAUGUUGUCAAGGAAUCCAACUCGACGCCUGGAGGUGGUGACGAGACAUUCCUCAACCUGAGUGGAGAGAUUCAUCACAAUUCUUCCCAUUCCAUUUUGUAUAUCAACCAAAACCACACCAGCAAUAGUACCAAUAAUAGCAAUGAUAGUAUAGAUAAUACUAAUAUAGAUAUUAAUAGUAGUAGUAGUAAUAAUAGUAAUAAUAAUAGUAAUAAUAAUAAUAAUAUAAAUUUAAAUCAUGGUAAUGGUCAAAACAAAAAUGCAUCAUCUGUUGUUUUCAUAGACCCAUUGUAUGGGGUCAGCGCCACACAUACUAUCAGUGCCCAACCUCCAUUGUACCAAACACCAACCAUCCAACAUCUUCCCAGACAAAUCCUUCCCUCGUCUGUUCCAUUAGUGUCGUCACAACCCAUUUCCAUUGUACAAUCAACACAAAAAAAGAGCAGAAAGAAGAAAAAACAUGUUGAUGGCCAAGAAGAAGAGGAAGAAGAAAUACAAGGGAGCGACGACGACGAUUCAAGUCAAGAUAUAAUGAGUAGUCAAGAUGAAGACAAGACAAGCCACGGGGACGAAUUCAUGUCAGAGUCUAUAUCUUCUUCCUCUUCUCUUUAA